This is a messenger RNA of Clonostachys rhizophaga, 1590 nucleotides long. The record is from the annotation of a GenBank genome assembly. Lineage: Eukaryota; Fungi; Ascomycota; Sordariomycetes; Hypocreales; Bionectriaceae.
AUGGGUUCAGAUCCGGCAUGGCGACCCCUGCCUCUGCCCUCAGAAGCAGAGCUGCCUGCGCUACUGGUUUCUUUUCAGGUGGAGGCAGCUUCGUACACUGUUCGUGUUACCGAUAUGGCGAACAUGUGGAUUGAGAGUCUGGAUCGCAAAGCCAUUUGUAUGCGAGGAUGGGGAGAGAACACAAGUAUUGACCCAAGCGACACUCCCGAGAACAUGGCGAAGUUCUUGUCUAGCAUUCAUUCCGCUCUCGACCCCUCCCUUGCAGGCCAUGAUCAAACAUCCAUGACCCUCUCCCAAGGCUCCAUGUCUGAUACGGGAGAGGGAGGACUAACUCUGAGGAUAACAUGUGAUUUGCCUGGACUCCCUGCCCUCAAGUGGCCUGUCCAUCUAAAAAAGGCACCAUCCUCGUCCAUUACCUCAAACCUGGUGCUCCCCCUUAUCCAGGCCCAUUAUCUGAGGCAAAGAGAGCUGGACUCCUUGGCCAACCUGCUGCAUCAGAAAGACCAAGUCAUCACGAAGUUGCUGGAUAAACUAGAAGCCGUUGGCACGGGACUGGAACAUAUAUUCAACCCUCUUUCAGGAAAAAAGAAGGUCAGCAGGGCAGUCGCAGAGGAUAAAGUGAAAGGUCUGGCUCCAUUCAACAGGCCCCAAUGGGGAAAGGAGCUAUGGGACUCAGAAGGUGCCCCAAGAGACAUUUCCGAGAUGACCUCUAAAGUUUUCGACAGAGAUUCUAUCAAGAUUGACGCUGCAUUAACUUUCGAGGAUUCUCCGAAGCUCGACAUGUGGUGGCGAGAUUUCCAAGACACAGUAGCUGUCACAAGCCAAACGACUAAAUCACAAGGCCGAGAAGAGCAAGAAGAUACGCCGGCACCAUCAAAACAGGAUGACGACGACGAUGACUUCCAGGUUCAGGCCACACCACCUCACCUUGUGCCAACAACGCCAUCGAAGGGUAAGCACACCGCCCAACCUGCCGAUGACGCUUCAACAGACAGUGCCGAGGAUGCACCUGCUUCGAAACGGAAUCAAAGGAACACAUCUAUCCCUCCGAGUAAACCACAGGGAGCAACCCGUCGUCUUGGAGCUAUUGGGAGCAAGAAGCUUUCUCCUCCAAAGGCGUCAUCAAAGAAGCCUGCUCCUCCCCCGGCCGAUGAUGAUGAGACUGCAUCCGAGGAUGGAGAUGCUACAGCAUCGGAGGCCAGUGCCUCACCACCACCGCCAUCGCCCACAAAGACGGCUCCCGUAAAGGGGAAGCUUGGCCGCAUUGGAGCUGCCAGGGCAAACCCACAGCAGGCCGCCACGAGCCGGGAGCAGUCCCCUGAGAAGAAGGAGCCUGCAGUGGCUUCGCGCUCGAGACCAAAUAAGAUCGGCAUGAUAGGGAAGAGUACGAAGAGUGAUAACCCGCCUGAAUCGGCCGUUGAUGAUACAGCGGCUCGGGGCAGGAAAUCCGUGAAAGCCGAACCCGCUGAAACAAAGCCACCCUUGCGAGAAACUUCGGCUGAACGUGCCGAUAGACGGCGAGAAGAGCUCAAAAGAGAACUGGAGAAAAAGGCUGCGGCUGGCCCUACCAAGAAAAAGAGACGAUUUUGA